GCCUUCCUGGAGGCCGACCCAGUCGAGCGGGCGCCAUUGCUGGACGCAUUCCCACCCUGCUCUGCGAGCGCCCUCAGUUGUGCUCAGUGCGGCCGCCAGAUGUCUUUGUGGGACUCUCCUCUUUCGAGAGAGGGGGACUGAGAAGCAGAGAUUAUGGCUGCUGUGGUUUUUGCAGUUGGACCUUUGAGUUCUGAAGUUACCCAGCCAGAUGGAGAUCUUCACCUUCUGAUGGAAGAAGCAGAGCUGGUGAAGGAAUCAGUGACAUUUAAGGAUGUGGCAAUAGACUUCACAUUGGAGGAAUGGAGGUUGAUGGACCCUACACAGAGGAAUCUGCACAAAGAUGUGAUGCUAGAGAAUUAUAGAAAUCUGGUCUCGCUGGGGCUUGCAGUUUCCAAACCAGACAUGAUAACUCAUUUGGAGAAUGGGAAAGGACCAUGGGCAGUGGUGAGAGAAAUUUCAAGAACUCCCUAUCCAGUCAAGAAUGCUAUACUUACAGAGGAUAUUUUUGAAGAAGAUUUAUUACAGGAAACUGUUGUAGAGAAACUCACAGAGAAUGGUCUGUGGGAUUCCACAAAGGGAGGAUUAUGGAAAUGGAAUGACAAAAUAUUGAAACUGCAAAAUAGUGAGAAGAGUCAUCUGAGUCAAAGAAGAGUAACACACAAGAAAAUUUCCACUGAUCAAAGAGGCUUUAGAUUUGGGUCUGUUCUUUUCCUAGAACCAGGAAUUAUCACAGAAGAGCCCCAUGGCAAAUGCAAAAUACAUGAGGAAAACUUCACAGAGAAUUUAGAUUUGAUUACAGAUACUCAUUUGGGAAAGAUAAUUUGCAAGGAUAUGAAAGGCAACAAAACUAUAAACCAGACUUCAGAAUUUAGUUUACGGGAAAAAUCCAGUAAUAAAGAAAAACCAUAUAAAUGUAGUACAUGUGAAAAGGCCUUUCGUUAUAGAUCAUUACUCAUUCAGCAUCAGAGAACUCACACUAAAGAAAAACCUUAUGAAUGUAAUGAAUGUGGGAAAGCGUUCAGCCAGCCUUCAUAUCUUAGUCAACAUAAAAAAAUUCACACUGGAGAAAAACCCUAUAAAUGUAAUGAAUGUGGAAAAGCUUUCAUUGCUUCAUCUUCACUUACGGUACAUCAAAGAAUUCAUACUAAGGAGAAACCUUAUCAAUGCAAUAUCUGUGGAAAAUCCUUUAGCCAGUGUGCCCGCCUAAAUCAGCAUCAGAGAAUUCAAACUGGAGAGAAGCCCUAUAAAUGCAGUGAAUGUGGGAAAGCAUUUAGUGACAAAUCAAAACUUGCAAGACAUCAGGAAACUCAUAAUGGUGAAAAACCCUACAAAUGUAAUGAUUGUGGGAAAGCUUUUAGGAAUAAGUCAUAUCUUAGUGUACACCAGAAGACCCAUACUGAGGAGAAACCUUACAAAUGCAAUGAGUGUGGGAAAUCUUUUAAAAAUACCACAAUUUUUAAUGUUCAUCAGCGAAUUCAUACUGGAGAGAAACCCUUUAGAUGUAAUGAAUGUGGGAAAGCCUAUAGAAGUAAUUCAAGCCUUAUUGUACAUAUCAGAACUCAUACAGGGGAAAAACCCUAUGAAUGUAAUGAAUGUGGGAAAGCAUUCAACCGCAUAGCAAAUUUCACAGAACAUCAGAGAAUUCAUACAGGAGAGAAACCCUAUAAAUGUAAUGAAUGUGGAAAAGCAUUUAUUAAUUAUUCAUGCCUUACUGUACAUCACCGGAUGCAUACAGGAGAGAAACCUUAUAAGUGUGAUGAAUGUGGAAAGGCCUUCAUGCGUUCUUCAUCUUUAAUUAUACAUCAGCGUAUUCAUACUGAAGAGAAACCUUAUCUAUGUAAUGAAUGUGGGGAAUCCUUCAGAAUAAAAUCACACUUAACUGUACAUCAGAGGAUCCAUACUGGGGAGAAACCAUAUAAAUGUACUGACUGUGACAGAGCAUUCACCAAAAUGGUAAAUCUCAAGGAGCAUCAGAAAAUUCAUACAGGAGUGAAACCCUAUAAAUGUUAUGAUUGUGGAAAGUCCUUCAGGACAAAAUCAUACCUUAUUGUGCAUCAAAGGACACAUACUGGAGAAAAACCAUAUAAAUGUAAUGAAUGUGAGAAAGCUUUCACUAAUACAUCACAGCUUACUGUGCAUCAAAGAAGGCACACUGGAGAGAAACCCUAUAAAUGUAAUGAAUGUGGGAAGGUUUUCACAAGUAACUCAGGCUUUAACACUCAUCAGCGAACACAUACUGGAGAGAAACCAUUCAAAUGCAAUGACUGUGGAAAAGCAUUUAGCCAGAUGGUGCAUGUCACAGAGCAUCAGAAAAUCCAUAGUGGAGAAAAGCCCUAUAAGUGUGAUGUCUGUGGAAAAGCCUUCAGGAGAGGUUCAUACCUCACAGUGCACUGGAGAACACAUACUGGUGAAAAGCCCUAUACUUGUAAGGAAUGUGGUAAAGGUUGUAUUACUCUAUCACAGCUAACUCUACAUCAGAGAAUUCAUACUGGGGAAAGGCCUUACAAAUGUGAAGAAUGUGGAAAAGCCUUCAGAACUAACUCAGAUUUCACUGUACAUCUGAGAAUGCAUACUGGAGAAAAACCCUAUAAAUGUAAUGAAUGUGGAAAAGCCUUUAGGAGUAGUUCAAGCCUUACUGUACAUCAAAGAAUUCAUCAGAGAGAAACUCAGUUAAUUUAGAGAACAAUAAAUUGUUGAUCCAGAUGUCAGCUCCAUAAUAAGAAUCUUAUAAACUAUAUUUUAUGAAUGUAGAAAAAUCUUCAGUAGAAAUUCAUGGAAAAUAUACUCUGAAGAGACACUCUAAAUAUAAUGAAUGUGGAAAAAGCAUUUAGUCAUAUUAAAUCUUAGAAGUUAAAAGAAAUUCACACUAGAAAAAAAACAGUGGACAAAUGAAAACCUUCAUGCAGAUUUCAUACCUUUUUUGGUAUCUAUUUGACUAUUUUAUGGGUUUUUCUGCUUUUCUUAUAACAUAGAGGUGCUUUUUAUAUGCUUUUGAUAUUAAUUCCUUGCCAUGGGUGUACAAAUGUUUUUCUCAACUUACAAAUUAUACUUUUCUACACAGGAAAGAUACAGCAUUUUAAUUUUUAUAGUAAAAUAUAUCUUUUUAAGUUCUCAAUUUACUUUUUUAAUUAAAAGGCGUAUCCUUAAUCCCUGCUUUGUACAUAAUCUUCUAAAUUUGUUUCCAGGAUUUUGACAUUUUUUUAACUUAACAUUUAAUCUAGAUGAAUUAAACAUCUGGAUUGAAAGACUUAGAAGAGCAAUUCCAAAAGGCCACUAAACUAUAGAAAAAUUUAAUCCUAACUAGCACUCAGGGAGAUGCAUAUUUAAGCCACAUUGGGAUGAAAACUUCCACUUCAUGGAUUUGACAAAAUUUAACCUUUUCUUAGCUAGUGGGGACUCUGACUCAGAGACGAAUGCAGCUACAGUGCAUAAGAACACAAAUAAAGAUGUUUGUUGAAGUAUUGUUUUAGAAGGUAAAAAAGAAGCCCCAACUAGAAGCAUACUGCCAAUUAAUAGGGAGAUGGUUGGAUAUAUGUGACAUAUAUAUAUAUAUAUAUAUUUUUUUUUUUUUUGGAACAGUAUGAGAAUAAUUUUUAAAAUGUGUUAUAUGAACUGACUUCAAGAUUUUUUCACAAUGUUUAGUUUAAAUAAUUGCUUUGCAACAGAUGUAUAUAUAAAAGACUUCAUUUACAUUGAAGUAAUGUCUACAUGUAUUGUAUAAUGAUGUGUGUGAUUAUAUGUGCAUAAAGAAUAAAAACCAGAUUGUCAAUAUUGGUAACCUUGAAAGGAGGGAGAAAAGGAGAAGCGGGAAUAGGGACAUGGAGAAAAAAAUAGAAAAUGUAAAUGUAGCAUGUAUGAUAUAAAACUAUCUGUGUAACAUGACAUAUUUAUGUGACCACCAGAAAGUGAAUGAAGAGAUGGUUUCCAAAAAGUUAAUGAGAAUUGCUCUAGAGUUGGUAGACUAUCAGGUAUCAUUUGUUUGCAAUUUUUUAUUUGAUUUUCUAUAAUUUUCUUUGCAAUGAGCAUGUGAUAUCUAUAUAAAAAGGAAAAAUCUUUUUUUCUUGUGAAA
This is a messenger RNA of Marmota monax (woodchuck), 4069 nucleotides long. It is a transcript of the gene Znf624, whose product is annotated as zinc finger protein 624. Bases 154 to 2679 code for a protein of 841 amino acids. The transcript is spliced from 6 exons. The record is from RefSeq and is a predicted model, not a curated record. Gene Ontology annotation, biological process: regulation of DNA-templated transcription. Lineage: Eukaryota; Metazoa; Chordata; Mammalia; Rodentia; Sciuridae.